UAUCAAUUUCCCUGGAAGAGGGGCACAAAUUAGGAAUACAAUCUCUUUGAAUCAAAGGGCUAUUUUGGUAGCGGAGGACCACAAGCGUCAAGUUGCGUGAGCUCUACUGAAGCCAUUUUACUUGUUGGACCUUUGGCCCCACAUUUCCAUGGCUGCUAAACAAUGCAUGACACGUGAGACGAUAAAUGCAGACCUGUCUGCCACGCCCGUUUGCAAAGGGAGGUGGGUGGGACCAGUUCGCCCUUUUCUAACGGAUGAAACUUCGCGUGAAAGACAAACAAGGCGGGGCCCAGAAGAUUGGUGGGGCUGUUUGUCUUUAUAUUAUUUAUUCUAAAAAGCUGACUCAGCAACUGAGUUGCCAAUUUGCCCAGCUUCUCUUCCUCUAUUUUAUUUCUUUUUGUUUUAUUUUUUUUCUUCUGCUCACCUUUUCCUUUCUUUUGGAUUGGAAGCAAACCCGUAAAUAGGCCCAUAGUUGCAAUUGUGGGUUUGGUGUUCAGAGCAACACUGGAUUUCAACCCAAAAGAAAGAUCCACCAAAGAAAUUCCGAUCCGGGGUUUAUUGAGAGAGCGUUAAACCCUCAGAAGAAUCGCUCCUCACAUUUCCGUCGUCUCUGCAACAAACUUUAGUAUCGGAAGCAGCCAUGACUCCAGCACGGGCAAUCCUUGCAUCUCUCAGACUCUCCGACUCCCUCCUCUCGACCCGGCUUUACACAGCUCCGUCGCUUUUAACUCAGGUGACUCACUUUUCUCCUUUUCUCAUGGAGCAGUCCCGUUCUUUUUAUUAUUUCAAUAGCGAUCAAAAGGUGUACUUCUCGUCAAAACCAAGCUCUCUUGUAGAGCUCUUAUUGGCCAAUGACUGGUCCACUGAGUUGGAGAGUGAGUUACAGAACUCCAACCCCAUAUUGACCCAUGAAACUGUUAUUUUUGCUUUGAAGAAGUUAGAUAAAGACCCUGAUAAGGCGUGGGGUUUCUUUAAUUGGGCGUGUGAGAGAAACGGGUUUAAACCUAGUUCGCCUUCGUAUAGCAUGAUGCUUAGAAUAUUGGUUAAUAAGGAUUCUAUGAAGAACUUUUGGAUUAUAUUAAGGAAAAUGAAAGAACAAGGGUUUUAUAUCGAUGAGGAAACUUAUUUAACGAUUUCCGCUAUUUUUAAAAAGGAGAAGAUGAACAGCGAUGUGGUGGCUUUUAAACAUUUUUUUGAUAGAAUGGUUAAAGAAAAUGCUAUGGAUACUGUAGUGAAAAAUGUGGCUAUUGUUAUUUCUGAGAAGGAUUGGAGCAAUGAUGUUGAGAAAGAAUUGAGCGGGAUGGGAAUCGUGUUAACAGAUAAUUUUGUGAUAAGGGUAUUGAAAGAGCUUAGGAAUUAUCCUCGGAAAGCUUUGCAGUUUUUUCAUUGGGUUGGUAAGUGUGAGGGUUAUGAUUACAACACUAUUAUAUAUAAUGCCAUUAUGAGAGUACUUGGUAGGCAUGACUCAAUUGAGGAGUUUUGGAGUGUUCUUGAGGAGAUGAAGAAUGCUGGUCAUUAUAUGGAUAUUGACACUUACAUAAAGAUUUCUAGGCAGUUUCAGAAAAGCAAGAUGAUGGAGGAUGCAGUGAAGCUUUAUGAAUUUGUAAUGGAUGGCCCAUUUAAGCCCUCAGUUCAAGAUUGCAGCAUUCUUUUGCGGAGCAUCUCAUCAAGCGAAAACCCAGAUUUGGAUUUGGUUUCUAGAGUUGCAAAGAAAUUUGAGGCAACAGGGAAUUCACUUUCUAAAGCUGUUUAUGAUGGCAUACAUAGGUCCUUGACAAGCGCAGGGAAGUUUGAUGAAGCAAUAAACAUUAUGAAGGCUAUGAAAGAUGCAGGAUAUGAGCCUGACAACAUCACAUACAGUCAAUUCGUUUUUGGACUCUGUAAGGCAAGGAGAUUGGAAGAGGCAUGUGAGGUUCUGGACGAAAUGGAAGCACAUGGAUGUAUUCCAGAUACUAAGACCUGGACCAUUUUGAUUCAAGGGCAUUGUUCUGCUUCUCAAAUCGACAAGGCAUUGAUGUGUUUUGCGAAGAUGAUGGAGAAAAACUGUGAUGUUGAUGCUGAUGUGUUGGAUGUGCUAAUAAAUGCUUUUCUUAGUCAAAAGAGGAUAGAUGGUGCAUACACAUUGCUGAUAGAGAUGGUAAACAAGGCUCAUAUAAGACCUUGGCAAGCUACAUACAAACUUCUUAUAGAAAAGCUUCUAGAAGAGAGGAAACUUGAAGAAGCACUGAACCUUCUUCGUUUAAUGAAGCAACAGAACCACCCUCCAUAUCCUGAGCCAUAUGUUCUAUAUAUCUCCAAGUUUGGGACUGUGGAAGAUGCCACAGAUUUCUUCAAGGCAUUGAGUGUAAAGGAAUAUCCAUCAACUUCAGCUUACCUUCAUGUCUUCCAAUCAUUCUUCAAAGAAGGUAGACAUUCUGAGGCCAAAGAUCUGCUAUACAAGUGUCCUCAUCACAUUCGUAAACAUCCUAAAAUUUCUGAACUAUUUGGUUCUGCAAAAAGUGUAUAAACUACCGCUUGAUCUUAUUUUUCCAUUGCUUUAUCAUAACUUCCAAGGUAUUGCAAGCAGUUUAGGGCUGUGUCGUAAGCAUAGGAGGUAUCAGUGCUUCAAAUUCAUUCAACGGAGAGUUGAUCAAAUUAUUGAGGGAAUCUGUUCAUUUUCAUUCGUAAGAAUUCUUGUUAUUGGGUAAUGCCAAAGUUUUUGUAUAUUGGCCUGUCUAAAUUUCAGGAAAGAAACUGAAAACUGAAAAUUGUUGUUCUGUCACUUGCAGUCAUUAUCUUGUACAACUUUCACUGAGAAUCAAUGUAAAAUGCUCUGAAAAGAUUGAAAGAAAUAAGUUAUUGCUUCGGAC
Manihot esculenta (cassava) is the source of this 2849-nucleotide messenger RNA. RefSeq names its product pentatricopeptide repeat-containing protein At3g48250, chloroplastic. Lineage: Eukaryota; Viridiplantae; Streptophyta; Magnoliopsida; Malpighiales; Euphorbiaceae. Bases 641 to 2506 code for a protein of 621 amino acids. The record is from RefSeq and is a predicted model, not a curated record. Gene Ontology annotation, biological process: RNA splicing. The transcript has a single exon. Gene Ontology annotation, molecular function: protein binding.